CGGGGCUGUCAGUCACCAGGCGGGCGACAUGACUGAUACAAAGUUGCUGCGACAUAGCCUGGACUCCGCAGCUUCCUUAAAGCCGCAGAGGCGGCGUGUUCUCCUAGUUCCCGGAGGUGGCCCCGACUCGGGGCACCCCUGCACACACUACCCUUUAGCCCACUCUGCUCCUUCGCUCCAAACUUGCUCUCACCUACCCAACUGUCCCCCCACCUUCACCCGCGGUGGACCACAGGCAAUCUGGAGAGAAGGGGAAAGAGAGAUGACGCGAGAGCAGCCUAGAUGGUGUGCCCUCGCUUUCUUCACCUGCAGCGCCAGUUUGUUAAGCCUCAGGAUCCCGGAUCCCAAGCCCAAGGAGACUGGAACUCUCAGUCACUCCCGCAGGACAUUCCCCAGAGGCAAAGGGGACUGCAGCGAAGCCGGCAAGCUGGUUGGGAUUCCGGACUCCGGUGCCCAGCAGUCCCUGGCGUGCAGUUGGCCCUGGAGCCCCUACACACACGAACCCCCCCGUCGAGUGUCCCAACUUUCCCGGGAGGGUAGCUGUCAUGCGCGCCGGGCGAGCACUCUCAGCAUCGAUCACACCCGGGGCCGCGCGCGGGUGGCGAGCUGGAGCUAGGGGAGUCCCGGACCCGGCGGCCCGGGCUCGCCAAGCAGAGCGGCUGCAGUUGAGCCAGUGUGGCAGAACUAUUCAUUAUUAAAGAAAUGGACCCGGAUCUUUUUACUAAGUUUUUACCUCCUUUAGGGAGGGCUGGUUUUGCCCUGAGUCGAAGCUCCUUGCAAAAUCUAGGUUAGAGCGGCGCGGAGAAGCCGCCGAGCGCUCGCCAGCCUCCCCGCACCCUUGUCCCGCGCCGGCCUGGAAGGCACCAGACCUAUCGCCCGCAGCCCACCUCCUUAAGCGGACCCGCUUCAUCGGCCCUCUGCGCUGGCCCUGCUACCCCGGGCCUCCUUUGCGCUCCCCAGGCCCCUCCCGCCACUGUCGGUGCAAAGUGACAGUCGCUGCACUCACCUUUUCUAGGACAUGUUAGGGAGGCUGGGGCGGGGGAGGGGGGCAGCGAGACUCCCGCCGCCUCCGCCGCUGCCGCCGCUACCAGCAAGUCCAAUACUGGCUGAUCGGCAAUGAGGAUGGAGAGGAUAGCAAUCCCGGCAGUCGCCCUACUGACGACACCUCUGCUUCUAGGAGUCCCAACAUACAACAUGGCCACUGACCUCCUCAGCUGAUAUCUUCAAAUCCAGGGGAAGUGACUUGUUAGACCUGUGAGAGUAAAAACCCAGCUGUCCUGGAGGCCACAGCGAUGAAAGGAAGCAACAACAGCUUUAAAAGAUAUAUAUCUCCGCAUUUGGACUAGUGCUAGAUCCUAAAAGUAGUAAUUAGGUAGUUAUUAAGUGGUGUACUAGUUACCCUUCUCAUUGUGGUAUGAAGGACCUGACAAAACCAUUUUAUGGAAAGAAUGUUUUUCUUGGCUUACAGUUUCAGGUUACAGUCUCUCAUGGGGACAACACGGCAACAGGAGCCCGGGCUCCUGAUUCCAUUGCUUCUGCAGCCAGGAAGCCAAGAACUGUAGCCCACAGUAUGGUGCCCCCAUAUUUAGAGCGAUGUUUUCCACCUCAGUUAACGCAAUUGUUUUAGCGAGGAGGCUGUCUUAAAUUGUCCUUAGUGUACAUAGUCUUUAUUUAUCAAGCUCAGGCACUCUAUUUGCCAUUUCUCACUAUAUCAACCCCCCUCCCCCAAAUCAAAGAUAUAGUUCAGUCUUUCAAUUUCCCAGGUCAAACUUUCAAGACUCCUGCUCAAUGUCCACGACCCACUUGAGACCUCCUUAAAAUGUAUGCUGUCUUUUUGUGCUUUACUCUCUGUGUGAUGGGUAAGGGGAUAUUCUUUUAGAAAGAACAAAGAAUUGUGUAUCCAAAAUUAAACAUAGAAAUUAAUUUUUAUUUGUAUGGGGGGGGGGAAAGGAAUGAAAGCUGACAGAUACCACAAAUGUUAGAAAUUCCAUAAAAUUACCAGAGUAGUUUUCUUACUUCACUAUCCAAUAUUUUGCAGCAUCCUUUUUCAGCUACAUAGGUAUUGAUGAUCUUUUGGUAAGCCAAACAGUAUGUAAUAUUUUCUGUAGAGAGAUUAGAAAGACAACCAAUUCAUCGUUGGUAAUGUAAUGUAAAUUAUUCUCAAUUUUUUCUUAAAUAAACUGCUUUAGACCUACUGUAAUAUUGGACUAAUAGCUUGUAUUGUAUAAAUCUAGGCACUCUGGUGAAUUUUACUUUCUAUAAUUCCAAGACAAAAAAGAAACAAUAGAAUAUGAUAUAUGUAUUUUUGAAAUUUAAUAUUAUAGUUAUAAUGUGAUUGGUGCAUUGUUAAAUAUAUUCCUGACAGAAUCAAUGAAAA
Rattus rattus (black rat) is the source of this 2377-nucleotide messenger RNA. RefSeq lists its product as uncharacterized. Lineage: Eukaryota; Metazoa; Chordata; Mammalia; Rodentia; Muridae. The record is from RefSeq and is a predicted model, not a curated record. Bases 29 to 616 code for a protein of 195 amino acids. The transcript has 3 exons.